Clavispora lusitaniae ATCC 42720 is the source of this 594-nucleotide messenger RNA. RefSeq names its product putative integral membrane protein. Lineage: Eukaryota; Fungi; Ascomycota; Pichiomycetes; Serinales; Metschnikowiaceae. The record is from RefSeq and is a predicted model, not a curated record.
AUGCACAGGACAUCAGAAGAUCGCUGCAACGUGACUUUUGUCUGGCUUAUUUUUUUUCCGUCCGUCCUUGGCCUGACUUGCGUUUGUCGCCUAACCUCGCUGCGGCCAUGGAAGUUCCAUGUGCUUCUUUGUGCUUCGUUGUGCUUCCGUCUUGUUUGGCCCCGUUUGACAUGGUGUCUCACUUUGACGUCACCCGCCCGCAUUUGUCAGUGCGGGACCUCUGUGCAUGUAGCCCAAAAGAGUAACGAGUACCACACAAGCGGAACCCGGGGAAAACUGGAGAAUCUAGCAUACAAGAGAGGCGGGGCCAUAACGGUCGAGUUUACGCUGCGGCUGAAGGUUGGGCCGAGACGGAAUUUUUACAAUUUUUUUUUCCGUCCGUUUUUCGUCACUUGCGGCGGUGGUCAUUUUCGACAAAAAACCGUUGCUGAUGUUCGCGUAAAUCACCUGUUUGGUCAUCGGGACUUGCAAGUAGCAGAAACGGGCCCAACGUCCAAACCGGGCCGAACAAAUUUAGCUGUAUUUUUUCCCGCCUUUGCUGUGGCUAUGACAUUUGGAUUACCAAUUGUGGUCAUGCCUUGGGGCUGUCACUAA